GUGUUUGUGUGUGUGUUUGUGUGUGUGUGUGUCGUGGUGUUGAUAAUCCUGAUGAACAUGAUUUCCUUCUUCAGUCUGCAGAGUCAGACCGUUCCUCUUCUCCCGUCUUUAUCUCUUUAUAUCUAGUCCCUAAAUUUGAUUUUUACUGAUUCAAAUCAACUUGGUGAAGUUUUUCUUCUCUUCUCAGGAUGGAGCAGAUUUCAGGGCAGAUGGCGCUGAUGAAAGAAAACUCAGCUGCAGCAACAUGCGAAAAAUCUCGAGUGUUCGACUGGUGUCCACAGCAGCAGUACCUUUAUCUGACCAGCGGGGGGCGAAACAACACGACCCACAAUCAGACCACUGCUGCUGUGAGAUCGUCGGUCCAUCCUCUCAUUCCUCUCCUGCUCUACAGCGACAGACAUUUCCCUCCAUCCUCCCCGUACAAUCAGCCAAUCGGUUCAUCCGGUCCCCGACAGGCAGACACCCACUCCAGGACACACGCCUGUUACCACAGCAAUGGGGCUACUGGGCACCAGGCGGUGAAGAAGCCUCUGAACGCCUUCAUGCUCUACAUGAAGGAGAUGAGACACACAGUGCUGCAGGAGGGACGAGAGAGAGAGAGCGCCGCCAUCAACCGCAUCCUGGGACGCAGGUGGAACGCUCUAUCUCGCUCCGAACAGUCCAAAUAUUACGAUCUGGCCCAGAAGGAGCGACUCCUCCACAUGCAGCUCUAUCCCGGAUGGUCGGCCAGAGACAACUACGGUCAGAGGAAGAGGAAGCAGAGUCAGCAGCGCUCAGGAAGCUUCUCAGGGUGGGAAUACAAUUCAAAUAAAGUAAAAUUUGACAAUCUGGACUCUGACAUCUGGCCGAGUGGACAUAUGACUUGAAACAUACUCGCCCUAGUUAUCGUAGUCUGAGAGAGAAAUAAAGCAGACGUCAGUGUUUCUGCAGAAUUCAGCAAAUUUAAGACUUUUUCAGACGUCAGGUGAAAGAUGGACGAACCAUGAGACCAAUAAUUACACAUCAAGUUCAUUGAUUUAUUCACAUUUAUAUCCCGGAUCCUUCAGUAUUUCUGAGCUUUACAGUAUCAAUGUGAAUAAAGGAAAAUAUUGAGCUUUUUUUAUUUUAAAUGGAAAAAUAAUGAAAUUUUUGUGUUUUUGCUUUAAUUAAAUAUUAAUUUCAUGUCUAGGUCAAGUAUAAAUUAGAAAUGUGUAAAAACA
This is a messenger RNA of Platichthys flesus (European flounder), 1199 nucleotides long. Its product is annotated as transcription factor 7-like. The coding region runs from base 189 to 866 and encodes 225 amino acids. The transcript is spliced from 8 exons. NCBI's taxonomy places the organism in Eukaryota, Metazoa, Chordata, Actinopteri, Pleuronectiformes, Pleuronectidae. Gene Ontology annotation, biological process: canonical Wnt signaling pathway; regulation of transcription by RNA polymerase II. Gene Ontology annotation, molecular function: RNA polymerase II cis-regulatory region sequence-specific DNA binding; DNA-binding transcription factor activity, RNA polymerase II-specific. Gene Ontology annotation, cellular component: beta-catenin-TCF complex. The record is from RefSeq and is a predicted model, not a curated record.